Molecule: messenger RNA, 3227 nt
Organism: Menidia menidia (Atlantic silverside)
Lineage: Eukaryota; Metazoa; Chordata; Actinopteri; Atheriniformes; Atherinopsidae
Source: the annotation of a GenBank genome assembly
GUGGCUCACGUUUCCGUGGUCACCGUGACAUCGGUUCGCCGUUCGUUUCCUGCUGCAUAGAAGAGCGGCGUCGAGACCGACUGGAAAGAUUGAACACCUCCUCCUAAAAUAACUACACCAUACAAUGAAACUGUUAGCAAUAUCUCCCUCCCUUGCUAUCCGCUUCGUCACGGUUAUACUGCCGAUGAUGGGACUCUCUACUCCAGGACAAGCAGAAAUAACCAGUUUGGACUCGGGGAACAUCGAUGAUGUCCUAAAUAAUGCUGGGGUGGCAUUAGUGAAUUUUUAUGCUGACUGGUGUAGAUUCAGUCAGAUGCUUCAUCCAAUCUUUGAGGAGGCGUCAAACAUAGUGAGGGAGGAGUUUCCUGACACCAAACAGGUGGUGUUUGCACGCGUCGACUGCGACCAACAUUCGGACAUCGCUCAGCGCUACCGCAUCACCAAGUAUCCAACGCUGAAGCUGUUCCGCAAUGGGAUGAUGAUGAAGCGGGAGUACAGGGGUCAAAGGUCGGUGACGGCAAUCGCUGACUUCAUCCGCCAGCAGCAGGUGGACCCAGUCAAAGAAAUGCACUCACUGGAGGACCUUAACACGGUGGAUAGGAGCAAAAGAAACAUCAUAGGUUUCUUUGAAAAGAAGGACUCUGAUAACUAUCACACAUAUGAAAAGGUUUCCAAUAUCCUUCGCGAUGACUGCACCUUCUUAGCUGCCUUUGGUGCUGUGUCUGAGCCCGAGCGCUUCAGUGGAGACAACGUCAUCUACAAACCUGUUGGUGAGAACAUUCCUGACAUGGUCUACCUCGGCUCGCUCACCAACUUUGACCUGACGUACGCUUGGGCGCAGGACAAGUGUGUGCCUCUGGUCAGGGAGAUCACCUUUGAAAAUGGAGAGGAGCUGACAGAAGAAGGGAUCCCUUUCCUCAUCCUGUUCCAUGUUAAAGAGGACCCUGAUAGUUUAGAGAAGUUCCAACAUGAAGUUGCCCGUCAGCUGAUCAGCGAGAAAGGGUCUAUAAACUUCCUUCAUGCGGACUGUGACAAGUUCCGCCAUCCUCUGCUCCACAUUCAGAAAACUCCAGCUGACUGUCCCGUCAUUGCCAUAGACUCAUUCAGACACAUGUAUGUCUUCCCUGACUUCAAAGACCUCUCCAUUCCUGGCAAGCUGAGACAGUUUGUUUUGGAUCUCCACUCCGGUAAGCUCCACAGAGAGUUCCACCAUGGCCCUGAUCCCACAGACAGCACGCCUGGACAGGAGGAUACCGGGGGAGAAGCAGUGAGCAGUCAUCCAGAGAGCUCAUUUCAGAAGCUUGCACCCAGCGAGACACGCUACACCAUCCUCAGAAGGGACCGCGAUGAGCUGUGACCUAAACAGCCUUCCAGUGAUCCUGUGACUCAAUGCCACGCCCCGGGGUCAGGGAGGGGGUUAGGGUUGGGACAGGCCAGCGGGACAGAACAGUAACACCCAACACCCUUACUGAAGAAAUUGAGGUAGAGAUGAGGAUAAUGAAGACAAAAAAAAAGGAUUAGAAAAGAAGACCAUGAUGUGGAGGAGAAUUCAGACCAUGACACAACCAUGUUGGAAUUACCUAUAUUUUCAUAACUCUUUCACAUUUUUUAUUUUGAAUUAAGAGGAGGUGGGGAGAAGAAAAUGUGUGGGGGGGCAGGGAUUGGGGUGGGGACUUUAGGACAUUAAAAGACGUUACUUUUUUUUUUUUUUGGAGGUUGUAAAUAUUUUUGUGCUACGUUGGAAUCACAAUGUUGGUCUAAAUUAAAUGCAGAGUUUUCUUUAUUUUAUUGAUUUUAUUUUCGGUCACCCUGAACAGAACAGUGUCCUCACUCCAGUUGUACGGUUCUUUUCUGUGAGUAGUCCAGUUCAGCUUGUCUGGGCGGAGAUGCUUGUUUUUAGUCUCGCUGACCUCAAGGUUGCAUCUCAAUGUGACCAGUUUUACUCUCAUUCAGUCGCAUAGCACAAGUUAUAUCAAUUUACCCUUUGGAAGGAGCUUGACCUCCAUACCUUCAUUCACACAAUGAACAGGAAAAAACUUGACAGGGGCAACAACAUUUAUAAUUGAGAUGGAAGAUAAUGAGACUGAGCUGCACCAGCCUGUUAUGAUGCACCCUACUCUCUCUGGUACUGUUUGUAUCAUAGCUAUGAAUUACGAUGUCACCCACCGUUCCCAUAAAAGUAAUCCUGAUCUUUUUAUGUUUGACUUUAUCUGCAAUAUUGUGUCACAGUGGCUGUGAUUAAGUCUGUUUUCCCAUCACCAAUUCAGUUUUUGAAGUUUUAGGGGGCGUGGUCAUCAUUUUGAAGCUUUUGUUCAGUGUCAGCCGAGCACAGCACAACACCUCAAGCCCAGCACCCCCACCGACAAGUCUGGUGGCGGCAUCAUCAGGCUGUGUGGACACCUUUUUUCAGCAGGCCCCGAACUGCCCCGUUUUGGGUAGAGCAGGUCAAACACAUGCAACAUGAAUACUUUGACUGCUGGCCCGUUCAGGGUGCCUCUUGUUAAACGUCAUCUGGGGUAGGCUACAGCCCCACCCCUGAUUGGAGCAGCUGAGGGGUAAUGGGGUGUAGCUGACGGAAGAACAAAUCCCAUUUUUUAAAUCAGAAAACUUUGUUUUUGAUCCAAGAUCAGUUUGAUUUGAACUUGAAAUCCAAGAGCCUUACUCUGUUGAUCAAUGUUUCAAAGCCUUUAUCCACAAGUAAGAUGGUAAAAUACUAAAAUCACAGAAUUCCGGGAACCCAGUUACAACACCACCUUUGAGUUAUGUCCUCAGGACCCAAAACGGAAUAGAAAAUUCUUCUAAAAAUGUACUUUAUCAUCUCCAUGUAUUUAUGUAACAGUUAUUUUUGUGGUUACCUGUUUUUGUGUAAAAUGCUGGGUGAGAAAAAGACUGGCUUUCCAUGUGUUUUAAAGGGCGAUGGGCAGAAACCCAUGUUUGAUGGUGGAAGUUAAGUUUGUCACUUUAUACAAGUUUUCUUAAAACCAGUUUCGUCUCUUUAUAUGUCUUUGAAGUUUUGGUACAAGUCUUGAUUCCUGAGUAUCCACAAGUGGAAUUCAGACUAUAAGUAUGGGGACCCAUUUCUACUUCAAUAGAGGCCAAGACAUACCUGCAUUGUGACAUAUCUGCCCGCAUACAGAGCAGUGAGGGGAGUGUGAUGCCAUUUCUUCAUUUCAGAGGAGAACAAAAGUUAAAAAAAUGAAAAAAGUAAAUUAAAAACAUUUUACAGA